AUGAAAUAACCAGAGUAUAGAUGCACAGAAAAAUUGUGGAAGCCGAUUGUUCGACCUCCAAGACAUAAUUAUCGAUUAAAAGAUAUGGGAAAUGAAAUAUUCAUGGUUCAUGACACAGUAAUUAAACGAAUAGACUUUGAAAUAGCAAACAGCCGUGGAUUAACACUUCAGUGCAGGUAACCUAAUAAAAAAUCGUUAGUUUAUUUGAACCCGUUAGAAUUCAAGACAAGCCUCAUGCGUGUAUGAUUUAUUUACAUGGGAACUCAAGUAGCAGAGUAGAAUCUCUAACAAUACUUGAAUAUUUACUUCCUUAGAACAUUGCUGUAUGUGGAAUUGAUUUGUCUGGUAAUCAAUUGAUAAGACAUAGGUUCUGGUCAAUCAUAAGGAGAAUAUAUUUCAUUAGGAUUCUAUGAAUCAAGAGAUGUAAACGAUCUCUACAAUUACUUACGUUCGAAUAAAGUAAGAUAACUUCAUUAUUUAAAGUUGGUUAGCCUUUUAUCACUUAAAUCGGUUUGUGGGGUAGAUCUAUGGGUUCAGUAACAGCAAUAUUAGCAGCCAGUUUGAAUUCUAACUUUAAAAUGCUUGUUUGUGAUAGUCCUUUUUCUAAUUUAACUAAUUUGUGCUAAGAAUUGGCAUCCAACAAUUAUAACAUUCCUGGAUGUUGCUUUAAUUGUUUUUGGUGUUUUGUAAAAUCUAAAAUACGAAAGGAAGCUAAAUUUAAUAUUGAUGAUCUUAAUAUAGUUCAAAUAAUACAAAGUUAAAAUAGAAUAAUAUAUCUAGCAUUACAAACUGAUGUUGCUAUAAUAUUUCUAUCAGCUAAAGGUGAUACAUUGAUUGGAGAAAAGCACCCUAAAAUUUUAUCAGAAAAGUUUAGAGGAAAAAAGGAAUUAAUUUAAUUUGAGGGGACCCAUAAUUCUAAGAGACCUAUAGAUGUGAUGAAAGGAACAGUGUAAUUCAUAAUAGCAUAGAUGGAAAAAUAUGAAUAACAUAGUAGUCUAAGAGACACUAAAGUUUCAUUAAAUUGUAAGGAUUAGAUUCCAAUCCCAGAUAUUGGAGCACCAUUACUUCAUUCAGAAAAACCAUAUAUAUCCAAGACAGAAAAAUGA
Molecule: messenger RNA, 1106 nt
Organism: Paramecium octaurelia
Lineage: Eukaryota; Ciliophora; Oligohymenophorea; Peniculida; Parameciidae
Source: the annotation of a GenBank genome assembly